This is a messenger RNA of Magnolia sinica, 813 nucleotides long. Its product is annotated as (RS)-norcoclaurine 6-O-methyltransferase-like. The record is from RefSeq and is a predicted model, not a curated record. The transcript has a single exon. NCBI's taxonomy places the organism in Eukaryota, Viridiplantae, Streptophyta, Magnoliopsida, Magnoliales, Magnoliaceae. The coding region runs from base 1 to 813 and encodes 270 amino acids. Gene Ontology annotation, molecular function: O-methyltransferase activity; S-adenosylmethionine-dependent methyltransferase activity; protein dimerization activity. Gene Ontology annotation, biological process: methylation.
AUGGAGAAUGCUGAGAGAGAAGAGCUAGUGGGCCAAGCAAUUGCGUGGAAUCAUUCAAUGGGAUCCAUUGAUUCCAUGGUCUUCAAAUGUGCGGUCGACACCGGAAUAGUUGAAGUGAUCCACGGCCAUGGGUCGCCCAUAACACUUUCUCAACUCGCGGUUUCACUUCCUACGCCUUGCACCAACAUCGACGUCCUCCGUCGGAUCAUGCGCUACUUGGUGCACAUGCAGCUCUUCACCCUAAAAAAUGAAGGGUCCGAUGAGGAGGAGGAAUCAUACGGGCCAACCUCGGCCACCAAAUACCUCCUGAUCAACGAGGAGAAGAGCAUAGUACCGUUGUUGAAACUCCAGAUGCACGAGAAAUGCUUAGCUGCAUGGCAUAUAAUGGGGUCUUGCAUGCAAGGCAAGGCCGGUAUGUCUGCCUUUGAGAGGAUGUAUGGAGAGGGCCUCUGGGCCUAUGCUUCCAAGGAUCCAGAGCACAACUGCAUCUUCAAUGAAGCAAUGGCUAGUGGGGCCCGACAAGUGGUGCCUGCGUUGAUCGACGGCUAUGGGGAAGUGUUCCAAGGGUUAACGUCUUUGGUGGAUAUAGGAGGCGGCAUCGGCACCACUCUACGGUCCAUCGCCAAGUCAUUUCCCCACAUAAAGUGCACCGUACUAGAUCUUCCUCAUGUGGUCGAGACAGCACCCAGCUGCCCAGAAGUGGAGUUUGUUGCCGGUAACAUGUUCUCUUCCAUACCCAAGGCCGACGCUGUUAUGCUUAUGGUAACGUAUCACUCUCUUCUUUCUCGAGCAAUUAAAAACUCGCUGAGUUGA